This is a messenger RNA of Chilo suppressalis (striped riceborer), 4758 nucleotides long. Lineage: Eukaryota; Metazoa; Arthropoda; Insecta; Lepidoptera; Crambidae. The record is from the annotation of a GenBank genome assembly.
UACAUACGAUAAAAAUAUUUUUAAAAAAUCGAAGCAUUGUGCAUCCCUAAUCCGAAUCAACCAAUCGAUUAUUUGUUUGAAAAUGAAACUGUCAAACUAAAUGUAUCUUUUCAUGAUCUUUUCAGAGUUAAUUUUUAAAUUUGUAUCAACUGAUAAAUGUAUCAAAAUUGGAUUUUACCCCAAGAUAAAAUGCAAAGCACAAUCAAAGAGCUAUUGGAUGCUUUAGGAUGCAAUUUAGAAGCAGACACUGUAUUAGACUACAUUCAGAAUGAUCCCAAUUAUGGCAACUGUAAUUUGUCUACCAAACAAGUGAAUGAAUACGCCCAAAGAUUGGCGCUAAAAGCAUCGAAUGCGAAAUCUUUUUUAAAAAAGUAUGACGAUUUGAAGAACCGCAACACUGAAAAUCUGUCAGAUAUCAUAACUUUAUUUUACAAAUUGGUAUGUGAUGAGAAGAAAUCAAAAAUCAGUAAACCAAAAGUGGCUCCUAAACCUAUAUUUGGUGAUAAUAAACAUCAGAUUACAAAGGAUGAUUUGCCACAGAUAAAGGAUAAAUUACUAAAAGCUGUAGACGAGAGUAAAAAACUAGUGAUGAAGUCCUUUGAAGAGAAAGAAGCCAGACUCCGACCCAAUUGGUACAGCAGUUUAGAUCUUCCUACUUGGCAAAAAGAUCAUCCAGCUAUGUCUUGGGAUUUUCCAAAAGAACCUGUGCCAAUAAUUUCUUCUUUAGCUGGUGUGCCAGUAUCUUCACAGGAGAGUAUUAUUAUAAAUGAGCUGCUGUAUGUUUUUUCUGGGGUUCCGGGUGACUACAUAGUACACCAACCUGUGAAAGACACUUUUGAUCCUCGCACUUUUCUAAUAUCAGAUGAUUUAGAUGACGCUUUGAAACAAAUUGUUCAGCAAAUGUUGCCACUUGCUUCUAAUUACUCGAUAGUUAGAAGAUUCAUUGAAAAUUGCGAUAUGUGGUCUGGUCAAGUUUUACAUGCAUUAGUUGCAGCCAUCGAGAUCUUACUUAAAGACUAUUAUACUAUGAUUGCACAAUUGGAAACAGAACAUAUGGCGGCAAAUUUGACUUUACAAAAGCUUUGGUACUUUGUGUUACCUACUAAACAUACCAUGCAAGUUCUUGCUGCGAUUGUAACUAGUAUUGGAAAGAGUGAACUGCGAGGUGGCGCUGUUUUAACUGUGCUUCACGAUAAAACAAACACAUUGAUGGGCGAUGCAAGAGCGCAGGAAAUAUCAUUAUUUCUUACCGAGCGAGCUUGCAGACCUUACCUGGAUAUUCUAGACCAGUGGAUACAUAAAGGCACUAUUGUGGAUCCAUUUCAGGAAUUUAUGAUAGAAGACAAUGAACUUAUAAAUAAAGAAGAGUUACCCGUCGACUAUUCAGCGGAUUACUGGGAGAAACGGUAUAGUGUCCAAAGAGACAGAGUACCCAAGUUCUUAGACAAAUUCACAGAUAUCAUACUGAGGACUGGAAAAUAUCUGAAUGUAAUAAGCCAGUGUGGCAAACCAAUAACGAAAACUAAUACUGAAGAAAUUAAAUACUCUCUGAGGGAGCAAAAUUAUGGUGCAAUCAUACAAAAAGCAUACGCUUAUGCGAGCAAAUCUCUGUUGGAGUUGCUACUCAAAGAAUAUGAUCUGAUGGGAAGACUGAAAUCCGUUAAGAACUAUUUCUUAAUGAGUCAAGGUGAUUUUAUAGUGCAAUUUAUGGAUGCGACCGAACAAGAAUUAUCGAAAAAAAUCGAUGAUAUAAUACCCUCAAAGUUAGAGUCUCUGUUAGGGCUUUGCUUAAGGCUCUCAGCGGCUAGUCACGAUCCAUACAAUGAAGACAUGAGGGUGGAGUUGUUGCCAUAUGAUUUACAGUUUCAAAUGUUCAAGAUUUUAUCUAUCGAAACUGAAGAUGAAAAAGAAUACAAACAAAAUAAAGACUGUCCACCGCUCACUGGCAUAGAAACGUUCUCGUUCGGCAUGGAAGUGAAGUGGCCAGUGUCGCUGAUACUCAACCACAAAGCGAUCGCCUGCUACCAGAUGAUAUUCAGACACCUGUUCUACUGCAAACACGUCGAAAGGCUGCUUUGUAGGGUGUGGUUAUACAACAAAGUGGUGAAGCGAUUCUCCGAAGCGCGACUUUACGCAGACGCGUUUUCAUUGCGCCAGCGCAUGUUGAGCUGCAUACAACAUCUGCAAUACUACAUGUGCGUGGAAGUCAUAGAGCCUUCGUGGUGCCAACUAAUACAGAGCCUCGAUAAGGUCAAUAAUGUGGACGAGGUACUGGAACGCCACAACGACUUCCUCGAGUCAUGCCUUGGCGACUGCAUGCUGACGAGUCCGCAGCUACUGAAAGCCGUCACCACUCUCUGCCUAGUCUGCGUGCAGUUUUGCACCUUCAUCCAGACCACGGGUUGCGGGGGUGGUAGUGGAGUCGGGACUGGGGGAGGAUCCGCGGAUUCAUUCGCUCGUUCCGUAUCACGAUAUGGACUGAGAUUCACCGCCGCUCUGCUUUCCGUACUCGCCAUCAUCGAGCGUACGGCGCGCGACAAUAACACCAACAAACUGCUCAACAUAUCCGCCAGAUUAAACUUCAAUACGUAUUACGUGAAGCAACUGGAGAAAUUCUGUUCGGACGACAAGCUUUUGGAAAGCGAAAGGAAACCUGGCGCCUCCUAGCGGCGAGCCGCUCGCGUCACCGCCGUGUGACGUGGCAAUCCACAUAUGUUAAAGAGAACACACUUGCAAUUACAGUGCGAUAGUUGUACGGACCUCGAAAAAGAAUCGCAAUUUAAGUGCAACGCAAUAGUUGCAAAUGAAUCGUUUCCUAUAUGAAUCUAGCGCAGCGCGCACUUUGAACCAUAGUUGCACGCAUUAAAUUUGAAUCAAAAAGUAUUUCUACAAUGUUGACGUCUGUCUAAAUAAUUGCAUUUGCAACCAUCUAAUGCGUUAAGUAUGUGCAAUAGAAGCACGAUGACGGGAUUAUCGCAGAGAGAUUAGUUGCAAGAGUGUUCCAGCUUUUAUACAUAUGCCCGGUCACUAUGCAUAGAUCCCAAGGGCGGAUCCAGAGGGGGUGUCAUGGGGGUCAUGACCCCCCCCCCUGGGCUGGGUUCAUCUGUACCCACUGUGACUUGACCACGACUAUAUGACCCUCCCCUGGCGCCAAAGUUGGAUCCGCCCUUGAUAGAUCCUCGGUUAAUAUUACAUUGGUAUCGUCCUAAAUAUGUACAAAUCCUAUCGAAUAUAGAAAUGUUUGUUAAAACAAUAACUCGACUUAGUACCUACAUACAUUUUGUACCUCUACCCGUUCGCACAACUCAAGAAAAAGAUUACCUAUCAUCAGGUGUAUUGUAUAGGUAUCACGCAUAAAGUGUUUUCUGUUAACCACAUUAAAUGUUUUGAAAAAUCUAGGAAUGCAACAUUACUUUUAAGACCAUUAUCGCUAUUAUCGGAUAAAUUCUUCAGUACCUAUAAAAUAUGUGCUGGUGAAAUAUAAUUUGCUGACAAGUUUUUAUGUAGGAACCGGGCAUAAUACCACCUUCAUAUUCCAUUCCCUGAUGCCUGUUCUAGAAAUUACACCGGGUGAUCUCUUUCUUCAGUUUUCAUUUAUUACAUUAUUCAUAUUUCACUUAAUAUUUGUAAUCUCUGUUUAAAAUAAUGUAGUGAUAUUAUGAAGCAAUAAUUUAUUUAAAAAGAUGCUUGAUUUUGUAACUUGAAAUGAUUAAUUUAAAACUGUUUUCAAUGAAAAGGAUCUGAUUUAAGUAGAUGGAACAAAGGCGAUGAAGUAGUGUUAAAAAAAUCUUUUUUUUUUUAUAUUGGUGUUUCUGCUAUUUUAACGAAGUACAAACUCAAUCGAAUAUUCAAUAAUACAUAAUUGUAUCAAAUAAGAAUGAUUAAACACUAUCAGAUAUUCCAUAUAUAAAGAUAUGUAGUUUUUAGAAGGUCUAAAAUAUUUUAAAAACACUAUUCGAUUAAAUAAUAAAUCACUUGAUUUGUAACAAUCUCAAUGACAAAGUGCAUACUUACUUAUUCCUUAAUUUAUCGUCUAAAGAAGAUGGGGUUUUUAACAGCUUGUGCAAUUGCAACUAUUAGAAAGAGCAAAAAAUCGAUUCUUACAAUUUUUCUACUAGCAAGUGCUGUUACAAAAGCUGUCUUUGAUAUUGGGAACUAUUCUGUCGCACAUUAUAUUAUUUUAUUUUACAGUUCAUCUUAUUCCUUUAUUAGGAUCGAAUCCUUAUUUACUAAGACUUAUGUUUUUUUUUUCAAUUUUGUUUAUUAAGUUGAGAGCCAUUAAUGAAAACAUAAUCAGCUAUUUUCACAUAGUUUGCUUUGCAGAGAACGUGAUAAUUGCUGGUAAUUCCAAGUUUUGUCUUGUCAUUAUGAAAGUAAAGGGUAAUUAAUAUUACCUUUUACUUUUAUUUUAAUAGCCAUUAAACGUUUCCUAUUUUAGCUACUAAUAAAAAAUCGUAUCUAAUACAGUACUCAUCCUUUUAAUAUCACAAUUAGUUGUAGUAAAUGUAACAGUCCCAGUAAUUUUUAUAAGUACAAAUUAAUCCUCUAGGAUAGAGAUUUUAUUCUAAUAAAAUCACAAUGUUAACAAUAUUUUUCAAAUCAAUAUAAAGACAAUUAACACUAUACAUCCGUGUCCAUAAAAUAGAUAACUUACUAACUGAAUAGAUAUUGUAUUUUUGUAUUGUGUGUGAACUGGUCCAAACCUUACAGUUUGUUGAAUUUUUAAUAUUAUGAUCGUUUACUAAACAUUGUCCCUUU